This is a messenger RNA of Coregonus clupeaformis (lake whitefish), 2732 nucleotides long. Its product is annotated as phospholipase DDHD1. NCBI's taxonomy places the organism in Eukaryota, Metazoa, Chordata, Actinopteri, Salmoniformes, Salmonidae. The record is from RefSeq and is a predicted model, not a curated record. Bases 1 to 2661 code for a protein of 886 amino acids. The transcript has 13 exons. Gene Ontology annotation, cellular component: cytoplasm. Gene Ontology annotation, molecular function: glycerophospholipase activity; metal ion binding.
AUGAGCAAUUUUAAGGACAUUAAGUCGACCUCCCGUCAACUGAGCUCGGAUAAUAAUUCCGUGAGCAGCAAUGACUGGGAUAUGGCCAAUGAUGUGUUUGUGACCUGCUACGAGGACCCGAUGGGAGAGAAUAUACACGGGGAGAUGGACUCGGUCCAGUCCGGCUUGGAAAUACACCUGCCUCCGCUGCUGCUAGGCGAUCACCGUUUAUCUCAGGACGGCAUGAUAUUGGGCCUAGUGGAGGAAGCUUACUCGGGCUAUCACCCUCUCCCAGACUCAGGGACAGAAUACUUGGAUAUCACAAACGACCUGAACUACACCGAAAGUGAUGGGAAUGUGACUAUAAAGAAACGUAACCGCUCCACCAGUUCCAGGCACCGCGGGGAGGUAGUCACCGAGUUGGGACCAGAGGAAGUGCGAUGGUUCUACAAAGAGGACAAGAGAACCUGGAAGCCAUUUGUUGGACACGACUCUUUGAAAAUUGAAGUCAUUUACCGCAAAUUAUGUGAACUAAAUCCCUGCAAGGUCAAAUGUCGGAGUCCCACCACCGAACCAGAGGAUGCCAGUGUGUCGUCCACGGGUUCCGAGCCCAAACCGGAAGAUGUGUCGGAGGGGGGAGCUGUCCAAGCGGAGCCGGCGACAGGGGACGCAGAGGGUGGAGGGGACAGAGAAUGCGAGAAAGAUGAACUCGACCUGGAUUCCAUAAGUGUCAACGUUGAGGCUGUUUGCGUCAGAGGUGGUCUCUACGAAGUGGACGUCAAAGAGAAGGAAUGUUACCCCGUCUACUGGAACCAGCAGGACUGUAUUCCUGUGAUGAGGGGUCAGUGGUUCGUCGACGGCACUUGGCUUCCCCUGGAGGAGGACGAGAGUGACCUCAUCGAGCUGGAGCACCUUGCCCAUUUCCGGGGGCACCAGAUGAGGGAGACCUACGAGGACGCCAUUGAAGUGGUGACCACCACAGUGGGCAACAAGGACGGUAAAGUGGAUGGACUCAAUGCAAUCCACAGUUUGAAACUAAGCCGAAGCCAUGUGGACUGGCACAGUGUGGACGAGGUGUAUCUCUACAGUGACGCCACCACCUCCAAGAUCGCACGCACUGUCACCCAGAGAUUGGGCUUCUCCAAAGCCGGCAGUAGUGGGACGCGUCUCCAUCGGGGCUAUGUGGAGGAGGCAGCGCCCGAGGACACCCCACCCGAAACAACACACAUCGUCUUUGUGGUGCACGGGAUUGGCCAGAAGAUGGAUCAGGGCCGUAUCAUCAGGAAUACGAGCAUGAUGAGGGAGGCUGCUAGGAAGAUGGAGGAGAAGCAUUUUUCUGAUCGUUCCACAGAACACGUGGAGUUCCUUCCUGUGGAGUGGAGGUCCAAACUGUGCCUGGAUGGAGACACGGUGGAUUCCAUCACUCCAGACAAGGUUCGCGGACUCAGGGACAUGCUCAACAGCAGUGCCAUGGACAUCAUGUACUACACCAGCCCUCUGUACAGAGACGAGAUCACUAAGGGUCUAACUCAGGAGCUGAAUCGUCUCUACAGUCUCUUCUGCAUGCGGAACCCUGAGUUUGGGGAGAGUGGCAAGGUGUCCAUCGUGUCCCACUCCCUGGGUUGUGUCAUCACCUUCGACAUCAUGACAGGCUGGGACCCGGUACGCUUCCGUCAUGAAGAACUAUGGGCCGACCCAGAGGAGAUGCAAGAGCGCUGGCCAAGCUACCAGGAGCGUCAACUACAAGAAGAGAUGAGAUUCACACGACUCAGGUUACGAGAUUUGGAAAAUCAGUUUGCUGGGUUGCAAUCCCCAUCAUCUGAAGGCUCUUCUUCAGCCUUGAAAUUUAAGGUGGAGAACUUUUUCUGCAUGGGUUCUCCCCUGGCCGUGUUCUUGGCGUUGCGAGGGAUCCGACCGGGGAACAACGUGACCCAGGAUCACAUCUUACCCAAAUCCAUCUGUCAACGUCUCUUCAAUGUCUUUCAUCCUACUGACCCUGUGGCCUACCGAUUGGAGCCCCUGAUCUUAAAGAACUACAGUAACAUUUCACCUGUCCAAAUACACUGGUAUAACACAUGUAGUCCGACACCGUACGACCAGAUCCGUCCCACGCUGCUCAACCCUGCACUGAAGGAGAGAGCAUCCAUCUCGGACACAGAGAGCCUCCCCAGCCCCUGUACCUCCCCCCCUCAGGCCCGAAGACACUACGGAGAGUCCAUCACAAACCUGGGGAAAGCCAGCAUUAUGGGUGCGGCCAGUCUCGGGAAAGGCAUUGGUGGGAUCUUCUUCUCCCGCUUCUCACGCUCAAGUGGUCAGGUGGGCAGCGUGGAGGAGGAGCCUUCUGAUUCGGAGAGUGGGGUCUUGGAGAUGGAUAAUGCCGUAUCAGGAGAGGAGGGCGUGGCUAUGGAGUUAGAGAAGUUACCUGUAGUAGAGGAGACAAGGGAAAUAGAGCCCUCCAUGUCUCGGUCCACCUCGGCUAUCCUGGAAAACACCACAUUGGAGUUGGAGAGGCGCAUUGACUUUGAGCUGCGAGAAGGCAUGGUGGAGAGCCGCUAUUGGUCGGCGGUGACCUCGCACACAGCCUAUUGGUGUUCACACGACGUGGCACUGUUUCUUCUCACCUUCAUGUAUAGACAGGAGUAUCCCACUCAGCUCUCUGAGGAUAACCCAGAGUUAUCCUAACCCACAGCCAACACACACACACACACACACACACACACACACAGAGAGAGAGAGACACACACACACACACA